AUGUCGGAUGACGGUUCGGAUGUGCUGAACCGCUCAGAUCUGGAUGCCUUGGUAGAUGAACAUGUUCAGAAUGGAGAGUACAAAACGGCCGUCUUCUGGGCGGAAAAACGCUUGGCCCUAUGCAGUGGAUGGCCGACUUACAAGAGGUAUCCGGAAGUCGCAAAAUAUCUAAAUGUAAGCCCUGUUUUUUCUGUUAUUUCGCUUUUAGGUAAUGAAUAAUAUAGAUUGCUAUUGUUUAUGAGAAAUUUCAUAUAUAAUGGACUUUAUUUUAGGUGCUGACGAUAGCUCAGUGCUGGCAGCCCGUUGUCUCAUACUGCAGUCGCCAUGACCUUCACCUCAAACAUGUUGUGUUCAAAUACUUUUAUGUAAACGCACUUUUCCAGCUCAAAAAUUUUAUUCAAGUCGCUCAGCUCGGUUCAACGGUAAGUUUCUGAUCGUUUUUGCGUUUAAAAUUUUUUUGAUCAUUUUCGAUUGUUACUGACUCCGUUUUCAGAUCUUAAAUGUGGAUGUGGAAGCCAAUUCCACGACGGCCCCGUAUUUCCAACAACUGGAAACGAUGGCCAGGGAAAGGAAACUCGAAUCUCGACUCAUGCUUGUCCUGUCUAAAUCCUAUUUGGCCAUGAAUAACCGUCCAGCGGCCAAGAAUUGCAUCAAAGAAUCGCUCCAAAGGAAUCCGAAUUCUUCGGAUGCUCUCCAAACAGCCAUCGACUUCAAAUUGCUCUCAGAUAAAGAGCUCAAGAAACUGAUUGCAUCGAUCCACCAGAAGGGGAAGAAGAGCACCGGAGGGAAAGUGAUGAGUUUGAUUUACGAACUCAGGUGUUCGAAGGUAGGUCAGAAAAGGUUGAUGAAAGCUGGUUUGCUUUGAGAUUCAAGUGUUUAUGGGAAGAUUAAGGGAUAUGGUUGCUGAUUGGACAACAAAAAGUAAUAUUUUGUUUUCAGAGUGACCCCACGGACCCCAGCGUCUACAAUACGUUGGCCAAUGAUGUCUCGGUCCAAUCAGCCAUGGCCGUCAAACUUUAUAACCGGGGAAAUAUCUCGGAUGCUUAUCAAAUCACUUCGGGUAUUCUCAGCGAGCUCGGGUAUUAUGAUGUGAGUCUUUCGUCUUUUCCUUUUUCUGAUUUUAGACACGGAUGGUGUUAUCCAGCAAAAACAGAGGGUCUGACAAUGAGAUGGUUGUCUUUCUUGACUGUAAAUUUUUUCAGAAUUGUAUACUAGUCCAUAUUGCCUCAUUAGUAGCCCUGAAGAAGAAGAACGCCCUGUUCGCCCUCAGCCAUCAAUUAGUAGAUUCUCAGCCCGAAAGUCAUGUUACCUGGUAUGCAGUUGGGUGUUAUUAUUACACUGUGAAUCAGUAUUCGAACGCCAAGAAGUUCCUUGGUAAGUUUUAAGAUUUGGUCUCCCUUCUUAGAGAAUAAUAAUAAUAAUUAGAUAACCUCCGGUAUUACUGUAUACAUAAAACCUCUUCAGAAAAGUCGACCACGAUGAAUAAUGGCUUUGGCGAAGGGUGGAUGGCGUAUGGUCAUGUCCUUUUCUACUCGGAGGAACACGAACAAGCCAUGAAUUGCUUCCUGCGGGCAUCGAGAGUCUUGGAAGGAAACUUCGAACCUCUCCUUUACAUUGCACUAGAACAUUCAUUCGCCAACAACUAUAAAUUGGCUGGAGAAUUCAUGAGGGAUGCGGAUCUGAUCGAACCCAACAAUCCCAUGGUAGCUCAUGAGGAGGCCACCAUCGCAUAUUUACAACAAAAUUAUCCCAGUAAGUAGUGUGGUAUAAAAUGUUUUGAUUUUUAUCAGAUUUAUGACUAUUGUUUUGUAGAUUUAAAGUAAGUUUAAAAUAUUUUUUUUUCAGAAGCCGAAAUGACUUAUCGCAAGGCCAUCCGUCAGGUUUGUAAAGCCGCUCCACGCGAAAACUUCUCCACAACCCUCAGCCGGCCUUGCUCCGAUUUCUGGGAGCCCAUGUUCCAGAAUAUGGGGCAUUGUCUACGGCGUCUCGGCCGUUACGACGAAGCCAUCGAGGUCUUCCGGAAGGCCCUUGCCCUCGGCAAAAACAAGGCUCAGGCCUGGGCCAACAUUGGAGUUUGUUAUGGAUGUCUGGGCCGGCUGAAUGAGGGAAUCGAAGCCUUAAACGAAGCCAUCCUCAUGAAUCCCGGCGACGAGAACGUCGAAAGAGCCUUGUGCAUGCUGAUUGAACAGUCCGCGCGCUUGCCCAUCGACGAUAUUGUGGAGCCAGUGUCGGUGGCCGAAGAAAACGAAGAGAAUAUGGACUUCCUGGGAUGCGACGAUCAGAUUACUCGAGCUCUGGAAGUCGACACGGACAUGAUGGAUGUCUCUGAUGAUAGGACCGCCCAGAAACAUCUGCUCCAUUCAACAACUCCCAUGAGGACACGGUCCCAGACCAAUCGAUAG
Bursaphelenchus xylophilus (pine wood nematode) is the source of this 2402-nucleotide messenger RNA. Lineage: Eukaryota; Metazoa; Nematoda; Chromadorea; Rhabditida; Aphelenchoididae. The record is from the annotation of a GenBank genome assembly.